Entelurus aequoreus (snake pipefish) is the source of this 2654-nucleotide messenger RNA. Its product is annotated as solute carrier family 4 member 11-like. Gene Ontology annotation, cellular component: plasma membrane; basolateral plasma membrane. Lineage: Eukaryota; Metazoa; Chordata; Actinopteri; Syngnathiformes; Syngnathidae. Gene Ontology annotation, molecular function: solute:inorganic anion antiporter activity. The record is from RefSeq and is a predicted model, not a curated record. The transcript is spliced from 20 exons. The coding region runs from base 156 to 2639 and encodes 827 amino acids. Gene Ontology annotation, biological process: transmembrane transport; monoatomic ion homeostasis; monoatomic anion transport.
GCCAAUCAUGUGUCAGGGUUCCAGUCACGUGACACGGGUCUCGGAUCGGAGGCAAAGCGGCAAACUUGCGCUACACGCCUCCGGCCAGCGGUACUAACAUGGCCAUUAUCAUAACGGCCCAGACGGCAUUUUGAGGGGUACAUUGGCGAAGCAAGAUGAAGACGAAGAAGAAACAGAGCGAGACGGAGGGAGUGACACUCAACAGUUUUGCUCAAGAUGCCCCACCAACCGGGAGCUCCGAGAAUGGAUAUGUUUUCCAGGAAAUGGCACUGAAGGAUGGAGAGCAAGAAGAGGAUUAUGGGAAGAAUUCGGCCGAAAGCAUCUAUGACAGCCAGAACGAACUCAGCGGGCCAGAAGGAGAAGGGCCAGGGUUUGGUCUUCUUAACACAACAAGGAAGUACGUGAAGCCGAUGGACUUCCACGAGGAGGUCCGGCCCCACAGAGACCUGGACGCCUUCCUGGUGGAGGCGAGCAUUCUCCUGGACGAGGACGCCGCCACGCUGGACGAGGUCCUGAGGCGCAUGUUGAGCAGUGUGGCAGAGGACACCCGUGAUGGGGGCUGUGACGUGGACCAGGUCAUGGGCUCGCUGUUCACAGACAAGGGCAGGAGGGAGCUGAACGUCCAUCUUCUGUCAGAGACCAUUCAGGGGGUGACUUCCACGGCCACUGGCAUUCAUUAUCAGCAGUCCUGGCUCUGUAUUCUCUGCAAGGUGAAGAGCCUGCAGAAACGCCAUGUCUGCAUCGCACGUCUGGAGAGGCCGCAGAACUGGGGGGUCAACUGCUGCGAGGCGCGCUACGUCGUCCUCAUCCUGGCCCCGCACAGAACAAAAAGCACAAAGUCCGCCAUUGAACUGGGAAGAACAUUCGCAACCAUGUUCUCAGACAUUUCCUUCAGACAGAAACUUCUAGAGACCAAGACCCGGGAGGAGUUCAAGCAAGAACUGGUCCGCCAGCGACAGCAGCUGUCCAUGGUCAGGGUGAAUCCCGUAGUCGAGGACGUGGAUGACUCCGAUCCACGGAAAGGCAAAGCACUUAAGUGGAAGGAGUUCUUCAAAGCCGGUAAAGGUGUUUACGACGACCUCCGCCGCCGCCUGCCCCUCUACCCUUCGGACUACACGGACGGUAUCAUCGGGAAAGACCGCUGUCUGCUCAAGUACACGACCACCGCCAUUUUCCUCUACAUCGCCAUCCUGCUGCCCGCCAUCGCAUUCGGCUCUCUGAACGACGAAAGCACGCGAGGGGAGAUAGAUGUUCAGAAGACCAUUGUCGGCCAGAGCAUCGGCGGUGUGAUCUACGCCUUAUUCGCCGGCUCCCCGCUUGUCAUUCCGUUGACCACCGCGCCGCUCGCCAUCUUCAUUAGCGUGAUCCGAGGCAUCUGCGACGACUACGCCCUCGACUUUGACGCGUUCUACGCCUGCAUCGGUCUGUGGAACAGUUUGUUCCUCAUCCUGGGAGGUUUUUUCAACGUCAGCCUGGUGAUGAAGCUCUUCAAACGCUCCACAGAGGAAGUCAUCGCCUUGUUCAUCUCCGUGGCGUUUGUUGGCGAUGCGGUGAAGGGCACGGUUAAAAUUUUUCAACACUUCUUCCACGAACCCUCCCUGGCGACCGCAAACGGCACGCUGGUGCUUCACGAGAUAAACCAGGUUCUCGAAAGGCUGAAGAACGUGACGGAGGCCCGUCCCGACGCACACGCUGGAGGUCACGCCUCGGCCUUCCUGCCCAAGUCUCUGGUGCUGUGCUCCAGAGAGAUCCCCAUCCUGUGCCUGCUCCUCAUGCUGGGAACCUUGUGGCUGGGGUACACCCUCUACCUCAUCAAAAGGAGCCCGUACCUGAACAACAGAAUCCGAGAAGUGGUAUCUGACUGCGCUCUGCCUAUCUCCGUGGUGAUCUGCUCCUUCAUCGGCUCCUACCUCUUCCUGGAUAUACAGCUUCCUGUGUUCAGCGUCCACAACGGGCCCAUCUUCAAAUACCCUCCCUUCGACAAGCUGUCAGGACUGAACACCCUGAGCGCCGUGGGCCUCGGCUUCCUCCUCGCUCUGCUCAUCUUUAUAGACCAGAACAUCGUCAUUUCACUCACACACGUGCCGGAACACAAGCUGCUCAAGGGCACGGCAUUCCACUGGGACUUGGUGCUGACGGGCCUCAUCAACAUCCUCAUGUCCUGUCUGGGGUUGCCAUGGAUGCACGCCGCCUUCCCGCAUUCCUCGCUGCACGCCCGCCAGCUGGCCAAAGUGGAGCAGCACGUGGAGGACGGCCACGUCUACACCACUAUCGUCAGCGUGAAGGAGACACGCCUGACCUCGCUGGCCGCCAACAUCCUGAUCGGCCUGUCUGCCUUCAUGCUGCCCAUUCCUCUGCAGUGGAUACCCAAGCCCGUUCUCUACGGGCUCUUUCUCUACAUCGCCGCCACGUCGCUGGACGGGAACCAGAUGGUGGACCGCAUGGCCCUGCUGCUGAAGGAACAGACCGCCUAUCCCCCGACCCACUACAUCCGCCGUGUGCCCCAGAGGAAGGUCCACUACUUCACGGGGCUGCAGAUGAUCCAGCUGGUCAUCCUGUGUGCCUUUGGCAUGUACCCCCUGCCCUACAUGAAGAUGGUCUUCCCCCUCCUGAUGAUCCUGCUCGUCCCGAUCAGGUGAGGACACCUUUACAGC